Triticum turgidum subsp. durum (durum wheat) is the source of this 390-nucleotide messenger RNA. The record is from the annotation of a GenBank genome assembly. Lineage: Eukaryota; Viridiplantae; Streptophyta; Magnoliopsida; Poales; Poaceae.
AUGGUGACGGUUGCAAGAUACUGGAAUGUCACAAUCAUCGUGCCGUACAUGGAUAAAACUUCAUUUUGGGUUGCCCAUGAUUUUCGAGAUAUAUUUGAUGUAGACUACUUCAUAGCAUCAUUGAGAGGCGUCUGGUUCAAAUUCUUCGUCGGAAUGGACCCUUUUGUGGUUCUCCACUUGCGGUAUGAGAUGGACAUACUUGCCUUCUCUGGGUGUACACAUGGUAGCAGGAAAUAUGAGGCUGAGGAGGUCAGAAGGAUGAGAUAUUGCAAUUCUGGCAAGUGGAUCUGCACAAACGAGUAUGUGUUUGACUGUGCAGGUGAUGAGGGAGCUGAAGCUGCCGGACGGCGUCGAUCUUGCAGAGGUCAUCACAAUCCUUGUUCCAAAUAG